This is a messenger RNA of Cyphellophora attinorum, 1380 nucleotides long. RefSeq names its product putative kinetochore protein nuf2. Gene Ontology annotation, cellular component: Ndc80 complex; kinetochore. The coding region runs from base 1 to 1380 and encodes 459 amino acids. NCBI's taxonomy places the organism in Eukaryota, Fungi, Ascomycota, Eurotiomycetes, Chaetothyriales, Cyphellophoraceae. The record is from RefSeq and is a predicted model, not a curated record. The transcript is spliced from 3 exons. Gene Ontology annotation, biological process: attachment of mitotic spindle microtubules to kinetochore; meiotic chromosome segregation; kinetochore organization. Gene Ontology annotation, molecular function: protein-containing complex binding.
AUGUCUCAAUAUCGAUCAUCUCAGCAGUCUCAGCAGCAGACGCGCACGAAGAAGAAGGAUGAUGAUCCCGAUGCAUUCAUGCGACUCUCCGACAGAGAGAUCGCUGGCUGUAUCAGCGACAUUGGCGUGCCUUUCCAGCCCACCGACCUUCAGAAACCCAAUCCACAAUUAAUACAGAUGGUUUUCGAGCACCUUGGUGAACUGUUGCUGAAUGCCACACGCGACUCGAUAGAUCCAGCGAUGCGCGCGGCCGCCGAAGACAUCUGUUCGAGCGACACUGAAAUUGUGCCAUUCGAGACAAGAAUGCUUAUGGGCUUCUUUGUCAGUCUGCGGCGGAUGUUGGUGGAAUGCGGCAUACAUGAUUUCUCUUUCAACGACCUGGUUCGGCCGACGCACGAACGACUUGUGAAGAUCUUCUCGUAUGUCAUCAAUUUUGUGCGCUUCCGAGAAAGUCAGACACAGACGAUCGACGAGAACUUCAACAAAGCCGAGGCGGUUAAGGCACGAAUCGAGUUGUUGUAUAUGGACAACCAAGACAUGGCGCAGAGGCUCGAGGACAUGAAGCGCAACAGAAAAUCGAUGGAGGCCGCUGUCAAAGACAAGGUGAAACGAAACGACGAGUUGAAAGCACGAUUACUAGAGCUCAAGAAGGAUCAAGAGCGCAUCGCAGAGCAGCUGGAGAAAGCCAAAGCCGACAAAUCGCAGGCGCAGGGAGUGCUCGAGGACAAGACCGGACAGCUUGUGCGGAUCCGACAAGAGAGCCAAAAACUUCGUCCAUACGUGCUUGAAAGUCCGGAUGGUCUGCAAGAACAGCUCGCUAAAUUGCACAAGAACCUACAAGAAGAGCGGCAACAGAUCGAUACGUUUGAACGACGGAUCCGUGCGUUGCAGACCUCCGGCGACAGCUUUGGCGUGGUUUACAACGAAGUCCAGUCAUGUGUCAAGGUACUCGACGAGAUCUCGAAAGAGUUGCAGAAGGAAGAGGAGGAGGAAGCUAAACUAGCCAGGAAUCGGGAUCAGGUUGCCGAUCGAAGCAACAACGUUCGCGAAAUCGAGCAAACACACGCCAUGCUCCAGCGACAACUCGACAAGGCCAAUGAGCGGCUUGCUGGGCUCACACAGCGGCACAAGGAGCGUGAUGAAGCCAACAAGGCCAAGAUGGAGGAGUUGCGUAUCACACAGAGAGAGCUUCGAGAGGAGAAAGCGGACAAAAGUCGAGCUAUUGAGAGGAAGCGAGCAAGGGUCGACCAGCUGGAGAAAAAGAUGGCCGAUCUGAAAGAGCAACUCGAGAAGGAAGUCUAUGACAUCCGUGAGCAGUAUCAGAAGCUUGAGUCGCAUAUCAAGUUGUACAUCACUGAGAUGGAACAGAGCAUCUCCUGA